This is a messenger RNA of Cyanistes caeruleus (blue tit), 3821 nucleotides long. RefSeq names its product septin 3 (gene SEPTIN3). The record is from RefSeq and is a predicted model, not a curated record. Gene Ontology annotation, molecular function: GTP binding. Lineage: Eukaryota; Metazoa; Chordata; Aves; Passeriformes; Paridae.
UUUAAUAUUCAGGUCACAUGACGAUGGCAGCAGGAGCAGCACCAGCAUCCCCGCUCUGCUGAAAUAUCCACUGGAGAAGGAAGGGAAGGAGAGAGGGGGGAGAAGAGGACACAGGGAAGAAAGACAAAGGUAAAAGCAAGUGGAGCCUUGUAGCCCACCGUGCUGCUUCAUCAGCGUCAGGCUAGAAAAGUGGGGGGAGACCCAUCCCCUUGGGAGAGGAUUCGGAGACAAAGGAAGCUUCAUGUUCAAAGGACCAGUGGAGAGCAAAAACGAAGCAGCCAUGUCUGAGCUGGUCCCAGAGCCGCGACAAAAGCCAGUUGUACCAAUGAAACCCAUGGGCAUCAACGCCAGCUUGCUGGGCUACAUCGGUAUUGACACCAUAAUUGAGCAGAUGCGCAAGAAAACCAUGAAGACGGGUUUUGACUUCAACAUCAUGGUUGUAGGUCAGAGCGGACUGGGAAAGUCAACGUUGGUAAACACCCUCUUCAAAUCCCAGGUGAGCCGCAAAUCUUCAGGCUGGAACCGGGAGGAGAAGAUCCCCAAGACAGUGGAGAUCAAAGCUAUUGGGCAUGUCAUUGAAGAAGGUGGUGUCAAAAUGAAGCUGACAGUGAUUGACACACCAGGAUUUGGGGACCAGAUCAACAAUGAGAACUGCUGGGAGCCUAUUGAGAAAUACAUCAAUGAGCAAUAUGAAAAGUUUUUGAAAGAGGAGGUGAAUAUUGCAAGGAAGAAACGAAUUCCAGACACGCGCGUGCACUGCUGCCUCUACUUCAUCUCCCCUACAGGCCACUCCUUGCGGCCUUUGGACCUGGAGUUCAUGAAACAUCUCAGCAAGGUAGUGAACAUCAUCCCAGUUAUUGCUAAGGCUGACACCAUGACCUUGGAGGAGAAGACUGAAUUCAAACAAAGAGUGCGCAAGGAACUAGAAGUAAAUGGGAUCGAAUUUUAUCCCCAGAAAGAAUUUGAUGAGGACUUGGAGGAUAAAACAGAGAACGACAAAAUCAGGCAGGAAAGCAUGCCCUUUGCAGUAGUGGGCAGUGACAAGGAGUACCAAGUGAAUGGCAAAAGAGUCCUGGGCAGGAAAACACCUUGGGGAAUCAUUGAAGUGGAAAACCUCAAUCACUGUGAAUUUGCCCUACUUCGAGAUUUUGUCAUCAGGACCCACCUUCAGGACCUAAAAGAAGUGACCCACAACAUCCACUAUGAGACCUACAGGGCCAAACGGCUGAAUGACAAUGGAGGGCUGCCCCCCAUGACUGUUGAGACAGAGGAAAACCACGAAAGCAACCUGUGAAAGACCCUCCCCCUCCACGGUCACCUGGUGACUCUGGAUAGACAACCCACCCCUGCUACCCUUGACUCAACCAUGGGCCUGUCUCUGAAGCAUGUGGCACAUCCUCCGUGGGAGUGAGAGGAUGCAAGUGUGAGUGUGUGCGGGCGUGCAUGUGCCUCCCUGUGUGCCGGAGAGGGACAAGGGCACCUCCCCCAUCCUUCCCAGAGUGUCCCCAUUCUCGGUUUGUUCUUUGCACAGUGGACUGUCUGACAGCUUCCUUUCUCUCAUUUCUGUGUCUCAGCUGUGUAUCUUGCCUGGGGGAAAUAGUGUUGGGGGGGAAGGAUUUCUAGGGGCAUGGAUUUUGGAGGGGGGAGGUGUGGGGCAUGCUGUGGUCCUAUUUUUAUCACUUGGAGACAUGGCAAGGAGAGACUCUGGGAGAGAUGGCGGAGUCGAUGCAUGUAUGUUUCAAGAGGUGUCAGCAGAGAUUUCUCUUGGAUCUUCCAUGGGUGUAAAGGCAGCUGGUUGGUCUGAAGGCAUGGUGGCCUGGAAUUUUAUCCCUUUUUCUUGCUGUGGCUUCCCAAGGGGAAAUGGCAGCUUGGAACAGGGUAGAUGAGAGAAGACUGGCACAUUUUUGUGGUUCAGAGCAAGUGACUGGUGGGAGGAGACAGAAUUAGUUCUCGGACUGUAGCAUCUGUUUGAGAAGCAUCAAAGUACUUGGGGAAAAUUGAUACAUUUUCCAAAAGAAGCAGAACCCAGAGGAAAUGAACAUGUUCCUGCUGCAGAGGGUGCUUGUGCCCUGGCUGGCACUAAGGUCAAAAGCCAUGCUUGUGUCACAGGCAUUUGACUGUGUGCAGAUCAGACCAAUCUGCGCUGGGGUCACCCCAACUCAUGGGGUCACCCCAUGUCCCUGCUGCAGUCUCCCACUGCAGUGGUCUCUCUCCACCAGCACUGAGCAGGUCCUGGCCAAACCCUUCCCCACGACGUGGCCUCUCUGCUGUGGGAGCACAGGGAAGACAAUGCCACAGGGGGUCCCUGCUGGGACCUCCCCCAGGGACAGCUCCACUUGGCAUAGCACCUUGAGGAUCUUGGAGGAGUGAAAACAGCCAUGGAUUGAGAAGCAUGGGGCCAGGGUGGGGGCACAAGAGAUACCUCUUCUUCAUUCUCCUCAUUGAAAUGGCUGCAUUUGCUACUGCAGCACUGCUGUUCCUCUGUUCUCUACUGUCCCAUGUCCUCCUCCACUUCUGUGCUUUUGUCCUCAUUCCCUUUUAGCUCUCCAUAGCUUUCUUCCUUCCUUUCUUUCCCUGUCUCACUUUCUCUGUUCUUCAUCCUUUAAGUCUCUCCUUCAUUUCUCCAAGUACUCAAAUACUCCUCCAGACUGUUUCCUCCCUCUCCCAAGCUCUCACACCUUAACGUGCUUUUGUGUCCUGUUGAGAAGCUGUUGUUCUACCUUUCCCUGGAGGGGAUGGGGAGGGAAGGUGAAGACCUGUGAGCAAAAAGGGGCACAGCUUUACUGAAGACUACAUGCUUGUGUCUAGCUGGUGUGUCAGCUGUUUUCUGGGUGUCCCUGAGCCAGGUCGAAAGUGUCAGGGCUGUCUGGGCAGAAGGAGGGAGGAGAGAAGACCAGAGAUGUCCUGAGGCUGGCAGUGUCUCCUUGUCUCUGCAUGUCAUGUGGCUGUCAGGGGCUGUCCCCUCCAGGAGAGUUGCCAGCUGCACGUAAAAACACGCAUGUGGAAUGCCAUGGCCGGGCACGGCAGCACUGAGAAAGGGAAGUGCGGGGGCUUUGGGAUGCGGGUUGGAAAGGCUGGCACUGGAGGGAGGAAGAAUAAAACAGCAAAUGAGCAGCAGAGGAGGAUUCAAGUCAAACUUGAUGUUGGUUGAUGGAGCUGUAUGGAGGCCAGGGCUGGGAACAGGGUUCUCCAAGCCUUAACAAAACUGUCAGGAGCGUAUGUCCAUCUUGUGGCUUUCUCUGGUGCUGUCACUGCAAAGCAAAGGUUCUUUUCACUCUCACUCCCACCUGUCCACACAAAUCAGUCGUUCUCAGCACCACUAGGCUGUGAACACCGCACCAGCACUUCCUAAUCCUUUCACCACCCACAUUCACGGCUCCUGGUGUUCCUGUAUGCAGUGUGUGCAUAUAGCCUUGCACGCCCUUCCCCCUGCACCAGGCCUCCUCAGUCCUGCAGGGAACAGGAGCCUUGUCACUUGUCACAUACCAUGGACCCUUGCAGAAACCGUCCUGCCACACUGCCAGCCCUCCUCAGCCCAAGGACAUCGAAGACGUGAACCUCAUCAAAGACACCACCAGGGCUCUGCUUCUUCACAGCAGUGAAGCACAAAGCCACGUUCCAUCACCUUCACCCUGGGCUACAGAUCAGUAGUCUUUAUGACUCUUGGGCCCAACCAAGGGUUAGGGCAGAGACACAAUGCUGCCCUGCUUAAAGAAAGCAAAGCAGACCCGACCCAUGCAACAGAAGAGAGAGACUUUCCUUUGCCUGUAAUAUGGAUUUCAAUGACAAGGCUGUAUGUUUUGCCCUGUAGGUUUAGGAAU